UUUCUCAUCGACGACAACUUUUGUUUUCGUAUUUGGUGUUACGUCGUCGUCGCAGAGUUUUAUUCAAUGCAACGAGGAAAGAAGAUAAAGAUAACUCAUAUGGGCCCAGGUGGUAAAAUACAUAGAGAACAAGGCAAACAUCCCGAUGCACUAGAAACCUCGUUAGCUCAAGCACUAGUAGAUCUAUCCAACGGUUCGUCCGACCCAGACUUGCAGGAUUUGGUGUUUGUAGGUGCCAAAGAGUUUCAAGGAACAGGUGAAAACAAAGUUAUCGUAGUUCAAAUUCCUUUGAGAGUAAUCCAUCACUACCGAAAAGUACAUACCAAAUUGGUUCGAGAAUUGGAAAAAAAGUUUUCUGGUAAAGUAAUCGUGUUUGUUGCGAGACGGAAAAUCCUACCCAAAGAAAAGAAAGGGAGACAAGCUUUGGCUAGAAAAAGGCCUAUUAGCAAAACACUUACUGCAGUACAUGAGAAAAUAUUGGAGGAUAUAUUACACCCAGUGGAGAUUGUGGGAAAGAGAAUCAGGUUUCGUCAAGAUGGUUCUAGAGUUGCCAUAGUAUUGUUGGAUCCGAGAGAACAACACAAUGUGGAACACAAGUUGGAUGCAUUGAAACUGGCAUAUAAAAAGUUGACUGGAAAGGAUGCGAUAUUUCAAUUUCCAGUGACAGCUUAAAUAAAAAAUAUUUUGGAUAUCCUUAUAAC
Messenger RNA from Galdieria sulphuraria, 701 nucleotides. Its product is annotated as 40S ribosomal protein S7e. Gene Ontology annotation, molecular function: structural constituent of ribosome. The transcript has a single exon. The record is from RefSeq and is a predicted model, not a curated record. Gene Ontology annotation, biological process: rRNA processing; ribosomal small subunit biogenesis; translation. Bases 67 to 672 code for a protein of 201 amino acids. Gene Ontology annotation, cellular component: 90S preribosome; small-subunit processome; cytosolic small ribosomal subunit. Lineage: Eukaryota; Rhodophyta; Bangiophyceae; Galdieriales; Galdieriaceae.